AUGGGAAGAGCACCAUGUUGUGAGAAGAUGGGAAUGAAGAGAGGACCAUGGACUCCUGAAGAAGAUCAAAUCUUGAUCAAUUAUAUUCAUCUUUAUGGUCAUUCUAAUUGGCGAGCUCUUCCCAAACACGCAGGUUUACUUAGAUGUGGAAAAAGUUGUAGACUUCGUUGGAUCAAUUAUCUGAGACCAGACAUCAAACGUGGCAAUUUCACUCCUCAAGAAGAACAAACUAUCAUCAAUCUACAUGAAUCUUUAGGCAACAGAAAAACUAAACAGUCUUCACAGUAUUACUACUAG
Arabis nemorensis is the source of this 297-nucleotide messenger RNA. The record is from the annotation of a GenBank genome assembly. NCBI's taxonomy places the organism in Eukaryota, Viridiplantae, Streptophyta, Magnoliopsida, Brassicales, Brassicaceae.